UCUCUCACUUAGCUGACGCUAAUGUCAAACGCGGACAAGAACAGACAGGCAGUGCUGUGAGAGGAACAGGAGGAAAAGGAUCAUUGCUGAAGCAGCAUUCUUCUGACCACACAUAUGUAUGGGGAACAAUAGCAGCUCCACAGUGGAUGAUCUGCAGGCUGUCGAGAUCCACCACUGGUACAAAAAAUUCAUGACCGAGUGUCCUUCUGGACAGCUGACAGAGUAUGAAUUCAAACAGUUCUUUGGGCUUCGAGGGCUGGAUCCAGAGGCCAAUGAGUACAUUGAACAGAUGUUCCGCACAUUUGAUAUGAACAAGGAUGGAUAUAUUGACUUCAUGGAAUAUGUGGCUGCCCUCAGCCUUGUUCUCCGUGGGAAGAUGGAGCAGAAAUUGCGGUGGUAUUUCAAGCUCUACGAUGUAGAUGGCAAUGGCUGCAUUGAUCGACAUGAGUUGCUUAACAUCAUUAAGGCUAUUAGAGCUAUUAAUGGUGGUGACCAUGAAACCAGUGCAGAGGAGUUCACCAACCGAGUCUUCAACAAAAUUGAUGUUAAUGGAGAUGGUGAACUUUCUCUGGAUGAAUUUGUGGAGGGAGCAAGGAAAGAUGAGGAAUUCAUGGAAGUUAUGAUGAAAAGUUUGGACCUGUCACACAUUGUUGCCAUGAUCAACAACCGUCGGCAUAGUGUAUAAAUCAAGUGGGGAGAAAACGCCGUGCCAAUAGACAGAAGGGUGUACACACACCAGAAAGAAGAAAUAGAAUUUUUAAAAACAAACAACAUUUCCAUAAACAUGCAUAUGGAAGUAGGAACAGAAAGACACUGCUAUAUUUGUGUAUCUGAGUGCGUGUUCCUGUACAAAUUUUGAAGCUCAGCCACAUAUAUGCAGGGCAGGUUCAGAAAAACUGGAUCUGGGUGGCAGCAUUUGGCUUGACUUCCUAAAAUUUAAAGGCCAAGUUUCAGGGCACAAUUUUCCUCCUUAUUCUAUGUCCCAGAUUGUCACUUUGCAAUGGACUAAACGCUAUGGUUGUGAAGAGCACUGGCAGAACUGGAUGACAGUGUGGAAAAUUUCUGAUAGGUACAAAAGAAGAGCUUCAAACUGUUAUCAAUGUAGAGAACUAUCAAAAUAAUGUAACUUCUGCUGUUCUUUGUCAUGGCAUUAGAUCAUAAACACUAGCAUGUUUGUCCAUACCAGAUGUGCUUGGAUUUAGUAGUCUCUACGGAAGUAGCUCAAUUCAUAAGAACAAUCAGGCUUAAGGCUGACAGUGACAAAUCUGCUCCCAGCUGCACUGUCAGUAAUGCUGCUGUUUGCAGCUUUCUGUGAUCAGAGAACUCUUUACCAAACAAGUCAACAGUUUAGGAGCAGCUUCUGUAACCAGAGAAAAUAUGCUACUCAGUUUUCCAAAGCAGAAGAAUUACCUGAGAGAUUAAAUCUUUUUUUACAUUCAUUGUCAUACUACUCUCCUUUCAUACAACUGAAUAAAUGGAGUAUGUGAAGAUGAUCCUAAUAUUGUUGCUUCACACAUCCUUUAUUGGUCUUUCAUUUUAUUCUUGGGGAUUAAAAUUAAGAAGCAAAAGAAACAACUCAGCUAGGUGGCUUGUGAUUUCUGCUUUUCAUGUGAAUACUGGAGUGAAGUUGAUACUCUAGAUCAAUGCUGCCACAAAUGUCUGUUUGUACACGACGUGAAGAGUGAUGUAUCUUGUUCACUAACGUUAGGUAAGAAGCUACUUUGAAUCUGGAGAGAGAACCAGAAGCUAAGAAGAAUGCAGGAAAAGUUCAGCAGAAUGCCUGUGCCAUAGUUGGGCAUAUUUUUCCUGUUCAGGAGGGAGAACUUGCAGACUUGUAACAAGAAGACUUUAGGGUAGACUUAAUCUUGCUUAUAUUUAAGCUUCUGUGAUGUACGUAUGUAUACUGAACAAAGUGUCUAGGCUUUCAUCUAAGUCAAAGGAGAAUCAGUAUUGUCACUGACGGAGCUUGAGAGAGUGAGUAAUCAUGUUUAGAGGAAGUGCCAACAUUUAGCCAGGUGGGCUUAUACUCCAGGUCCCACUGGCAUGUACACGCCUGCAAUCUUAGAGCUUUUGAGAAGGAUCACAACCUGGGUAUUGGCAAACAUUGCUGAGUUCUCCAGAAGAUUAUUAUGAGUGUAUGCUGUUGGACUCUGCUGUCCCUUUGGACUGAGGAAGGCGGAGAGUUUUUUUUAAGACCUCGUUGAACCUGUCCUGUACCUUUUACAAGUCCUCAGUCGCCUGCAGUUCUGUGGGUCAGUCACAUGUAAAACUGCAUUUUUAUUAUCAUCUGACAUACAGAACCCCCCAAAUUUUUAGUUUUUAGUAAAGAAUUUUUAAAAGUGCAGCUGCUAUAUUAAAGAAAUCACCAAGAAGUUAUAGUUGCCAGCAGUGUUGCAGCAAGCUGCUAUACACACUGUACAGAAUCUUCUUGAUGUACAUAAAGGGCAUGUACACAGUACAUUCUCAAUAAUUAUCCUGAAUAUUUGUUAGCAGAGUUUAAUUUUUCUUUCUUUUUUUUUUUUUUUUUUUAAUAGAUGUUAUAGGAAAGUAGUUCUUCCUUAGCUGUCAUUGCUGAUGAUGCUGGAACAUUUCCCCAGCUAAGAUGCAAUUAUGACAUUUACAACAGACAAAAAACCUGCAUCAUGCUAUCGCUACACUAAGUGGCAGACGUGUUUUGUUCUUAAUGUUUUUGUUCCUGUUACUGAAUGAUUUCACACGUUUUUGGCUCUGUAGUCAGCGUGUUCUUUGAGAGACCAAGCCAGCAGUAUGUGUGCCUUUGUUAGAAACUAUGGGAAGGGAGACUGUGGAGGAGGAGAGGAAAUCUUUGUAAAGGGGAGAUAACUGUUUUCUGACCUACUUGGCUUUCUUUGUACAGUUAAACUUACAAAAACGUACAAUAAACAUAUUUUGGAAGUGUUCCCUUUGACAGAAGAAUCGAAGAAUUAGGAGGAGUAGGAUAGAAUCUAGAGCGAUGGUUUGGAUUCAGCACAUUAAGGUUUUCAAAUAUCUCCAAGUAUGGGAACUCCGCUACUUCUCUGGGUUGAGGUGAGCUUUUGGAGUUAGGGAAUAUGGUUAGGAUGUUAGGUGUUGAGUUAUAAUUGGGGAUUGGGUCAAGGGUUAGGGUUCAGGCUGGGGUUAGAAUUAGGGGUUUGGGUUUGGACUUUGGCUCAGGUUUGGGAUUUGGGUUAAUGUUGGUAGUUUAAGGGUUAAGAAUUAAAGUUCAGAUUAGGGUUUAGGGGUUUGGGUUGGGGGACAAGGGUUAGAUUUAGGAUUAGGAUUUAGAGUGGGUUAGAAUUUGAAGUUUGGUGUACGGUUAAGGGCUAGGAGUUGCGUUCAUUGGUCAACUUCAUGGAUUAGGGCUCCAUGUAUCUGGAGGCAGAGGGGUCUGGAAGCUGUUUGCAGGAGCUGUCCCAACACUGGCUGGGACUGCAGAGUCAUACCAUGGAGUUGGCAGUGCUGGAGCAGCUCCUGACCAUCCUGUCCCAGAAGGUGCAGUGCUGGGUGUGGUAAUGCAGCCCUGGGAUCUGCGUCAAGGCUGUGGCCCUGGCCAAGGGCCAGGUUCUGGCAUGUAGGAGCUGCAGAUGGCCAGAUAUGAUAAAGGUGGGGGAUGAGGCCUCCUGUGCUUGUCAUGCUCUGGGGACUUGUCCUGUGAUUGUGGGUAUGCAGAGUGAGACUACGUUCCAUGAACCUUUGAAAUCCUUUUGCCUGUGUCCCCUUCUUCAGGCCACCAUGUGGGCAUUGAUGGAAGGACCCAGCAUGUAGAUGUCACAUCCUCAAGGAUCACUUAAAAACUCUAACAUCUACUCCCAGGACACAGUAGAAAUGGGCUUAAAAAAAUGCCUUCAAAUAAAAUCUAGAACUUCAGCUCAGAUUUCUCCUCCCUAACUCUGAGUAUUGAACAGAUUUUCUCUUGUCCUGGUCAGGUGAGUUCCUCCACUAGCAGGGAUGGGCUGGGAGAAAGCAACUGGGAAACUUCCUGACUAGACAGGAAGCAGGGAGGAAUGCAGCUGCCAAAACAUCAGGAACCUUAAUUAGUGGUCCAAUCAUCCUCUAUCUCUCCUACAGACUUGGAGGGGGUCUGUCCCUGAUGUUCAUUACAAUAUCCUGCUCUCAGAGACCAGUGGGAAACUGCCCUGUCUCCCCACCACAAAGAAAGAUGCCCCUGAGAAGGUCAGACUUCACCACCUUCUUUCAGAGAUCCUUUGUGACACAGAGAAAAUUAACACAAUGUGUGUAAGAGACCAGCCAAGCUCGCAGCCUACCCUUUUCUCUUCUGUGGAUAGAGCCCAGGCCCUGUGUGAUCUUGGUGUUGAUGGGUAAGUAAACGAGGGUAAGUAAACGAGGGAAGAUCAGGCUGAACAAGGAUGGGAAGUGCCCUCUCUCCUUACCCUGUAUUCAGAGAAGGUGGCUGAGGCAGGAUCCUGCCCAACAGCAGGACACAGCUGGUGACUCAUAAGGCAGAUGGCCCACUAAUCCCACCGGGGAGUCAGACUACUCACAAGCAUUUUCUCCUUGAGGGAACAAGAGUAAGACAAAAGGGUUACAGAUGGCGCCAAAGGCUGCUCACUCUCUCAUUGCUGUGCUGACCCUUGAUCUUUGGCUGGGCAGUGGGACAGACAGAAGUGCAGUCCUAUAACCGCAGCAGACCAAAACCCCAGAGCACAGCACUGGGCAGAGAUCCCUGACAGGACUAAAGCAGGCAGGGAGGGGAGACAUGGCAGUUGCAGAAGCCCAGUCUCACCGUGGACUCAAGUCAGUCCCUGUGACUGCCCAGCAGCUGGGCACAAGCCUGCAGGGUCCUCCUCCUCCUAUUCUUCAGCCAAGUGGGCAUCGUUUUUUCCCAGACUUCCCUCUUCAUUUCCACCUCAAUGAUGACACCUUCCCUUAGAGGCACCGUGCAGAUCCAGGUGCCCCCACGUGUGCCUCUGUGCAGGAUGGCACACCCUGCUGUGCAAGGAUGCCCGGUGCCCACAGCAGGUCUCUCCCCCAGACAGUAGUGAUGGAGUUUGUUCAGCUGCCACCCCUCUGCUUAGGCUCCCACCACUGACAAAGGCCCCUCCACCAACAUCCCAAAUGUCUCCCCAUGCUGUGCAGAGCCUCGCUAAGGAGUAUAGGACCUGAGCAGCUGAUGGCUCUAGGCCCCCUCUUUAGAUCUGAUUUAGCUGCUCACAGAAAGUGUAGACACCCACAUUUGCUCCCCCAAACCCAUUGGGCGUUGACACUGCUGACUCCACAGCCCAGGUCUCCCCACAAACACUUCAUCAUUCAUCAAGAAGAUGUCUCUUCUGCAGGGAUGUCCUUGCUCAAGGCUUAACCCAAGCUGUGCUCUCAGAGCUCCGAGAAGCCUCUUGGGUUUCCCUCCUCCAGCACCUAUUUAUUUGCUUGCCUCAAAGGCAGCAGUGGCCUCACGCUCCCUUCCCCCAGCUCAACCCUUUCCCUCAGGCAGUUGCACAGUAAUACUAGCAAGGCUUUGCCAAACGUCCGCCAUGGGCUCUCUUGCAGGCCUAUGCUGUGGCACAGGCAGUCACAUCGACAUCCCCAUCGCUCACCACGUGCAGGAUGAACAUUCAAACUGCCACUGCUGACAGCUUCAGCUGUAGGGAAGGCCUAGCUGAUCUAUCAGGCUUUUAUUCUGACCUUGUUGAAAUGAAGUUGCUGCUGGUAAAGGUAUGUGGAAUGAGAGUGUUUGCUCCUUUAAGGGUGUCCAGUCAAGUACCCUUCUCAAUGCAAAACAAAAAGGGGUAAUAACAAAUGGGAAGAAGCCACAGACAAGACCAUACAAGAACACCAACCUGUCCACCAAAUGUGGUCAGUCACACUAAUUGAUGAAGGCGUGUGAGAGAGUAAGAAUGUUUAUUCCAGCAACCUUAUCUGAUCAGGAACCCUGUCAGCUGGGGAACUAAGGGUAAAUGCAGGAAGCCAGAAACAAAAUAUUACAGUUACACAGACCUGACAAAACAAACAUGGAGACAAUAACAAGAAACAAACCUCGUCUGUCACGGUAACUGACGACCUACCAAGAAAUUACAAGCACCCCCUUCGGGAGCGGACUUUGGAAACUAGGAGAGAUCCCACCCGCCGCACUGGCCGCGUGCGCAAGCACUUCCGGUCAGCCAUGCUGGUCCGCGUGGCAUGCCGGGAGCUGUAGUCUUUCGGCAUGGGGCGGGCAGGCCGCCGCGUGGGUGGUGCCGGGAGCUGCAGCGCUGCUGCCACCAGCUGACCGGGGCGGGGGUGCUGCCGCUCGGCACGCGCAGUUCCGUCAGCGGGCUCCGGCCCCUCCCUCCCGCCGCCGGCUCGGGCGCGUGCGCGGUGCCCGGGAGCGGCGAGGGUUUUUCACCUCGGGUGUCUUCGGCGGCGCGGGGCUUUGGUUCGCUUCGGUUGUCUCCGAUUUGCGCGUUUGCGAAAAGGGAAAAGUCUAAUACUUACUUGUUUUUUAGUGUAGUUCUCGUGGCUGAAAUUGGAGAGACCAGAAAAAGGUAUGAUACAAGAAAAUAAACACUUAGCAAAAUACUGUAAGCUUAGCGGAUAGUUUAGCAGGAUAACAGGAAAUUUGUUUGCAAGGGGCCUUCACAGAUAACAGAGUACCCAUACGUUAAUUACGGGAACCUUAUUGUCUGUGAGGAGUAGCCAUCUGGGUGGGACUGGCGGUUACUAACUCAGCUAAUUCAGCAUUCUUCUCUAGACAAAGGUGAAAAGUACACGGUGAAGAAGACUACGAGCCUUCCUCCAGAAGACCCCUGUCCACCAUCACCGGACAGCAGUAUGCAUGCGGCAGAAGGAGGAGACUUAUAAUAAUGAGUUCUGUGAAAUAAUUGCAAUAGUUACGCCUAUUCCCAGAACUGAUUGUAAUAACCCAGCCUAUAGUAAUGAGUAGGCAUGCUGUUCUAUCAUAAAAGAGCGCUUGCUUUGUGAUACGAUGUGCAAGCUAGGAGGAGCAAUCCCCCUUGCACCCAGCGCUGUAAUAAACAUACCUGCUUUAUAACUCUC
This is a messenger RNA of Tyto alba (common barn owl), 6987 nucleotides long. Its product is annotated as guanylyl cyclase-activating protein 1. The record is from RefSeq and is a predicted model, not a curated record. Bases 119 to 685 code for a protein of 188 amino acids. The transcript has 4 exons. NCBI's taxonomy places the organism in Eukaryota, Metazoa, Chordata, Aves, Strigiformes, Tytonidae. Gene Ontology annotation, molecular function: calcium sensitive guanylate cyclase activator activity; calcium ion binding.